AUGAGCUCGACACCGCCAUCGCAGCCACCGACAACGCCUGCUGCCUCCUCGUCCUCGUCUUCGUCGACGUCGGCAUCGGCGUCCAGCUCGACACCCACCACCAAUGCUGCCCCUACCGCUCCUGCUGCCAAGGCGCCCAAGCCAGCGCCUCGCGAGAUCCCCGCAGUUCUUCGUCCACUCGAGUUCAUGGGCAUUCCCAAAUCUGUCCUUGCUUGGAAGCCUCGCUUGCCAUCUCGCAAUUGGUCCAUCUUCCUUGUCACCGUCGGAACGCUCUCCUACCUCUACUACGACGACCGUCGUCAGUGCAAGCUCAUCCGCGAAGACUACAUCGACAAGGUCAAGCAUCUCUCCACCGAGCCCAUGAAACCAGGAGAGUGGCCACGAAAGAUCACCGUCUAUGCCACCCGCUCUCCCGGUGACGAUGACUACGACAAGGCGUUGCGAUACUUCAAGAAAUACGUCAAACCUGUGCUCGUCGCUGCCGGUAUCGAUUGGGAAGUCACGAACGGCACUCGUCACGGCGGUCUGGCGCGAGACCUGCAGGCAAGGAUCCAGGAGAGGAGGCGAAAGCUGUUGGGACUCGAGCCGUGGAUGGACGAGAUCACCGCCAUGUCGCAGACGCAGUUUUCGCUCACACCGCAGCAGGAGCUGCAAAGGGAGAUCGAUGGUGGACUGGUGUUGGUGGGCAGACCCGCGCUCAAAGAAUGGGCUUGGGCGCUCAAGAAUGGCUGGUGCACACCACUCGAGGUGCUCAAAAAAGAUCGUGAUGACGAGCUCGCACAAGAACUCGCAGAGGACCAUGCAUUCGACGAGCUUCCUUCCGAGCCCUCCACCUCUACAACCGGUGACAACGCAUCGACAACACCGAGCGAAUUCCUCGACGAGAAAGACAGAGCCAUCGCCGCUCUCGCCGACACAGCCGAGGAGGACGGAGCAGGUGCACCGCUCCCGUCUCGCUUCGGCGCCGGUGCCAACAAAUUCGGAUCUACACCGUACAGCCUCGGUUCCGGUCCCAAUGCGUUCAGCAGCAUGAUGGGUCCAUCUCCCGCUGCCGCUGCCGAAGCGGAAAAGAAGCGCGUCAAAUCCGAAGCCGAAGCAGCAGCAGCACGACUCGACCCCAAGCUACUAGCACCACCCGAGCAGAUCCCAGCACAACCGCCCAUCUGCUUUGUCGACUUUAGCAACCUCGUCGGCUGGCGCAACAUUCCGCUUCGAAUGUACCAGUUCUUCCGACAGCGCGACAAGGUGCAACACGGUGCCGAGCUUGCCCUCACCUUGGUCUACGGUACCAAAGAGACUGCGCGAGAGUUCCAAGCCGGUCGACAGGGUACCUUUGCCGGCGAGGUGCCGCAAGCGCCACCACAGGGCGGUGACCUCGAUUGGGGAAUCGAGACUGAGGAACGCUACCCACCCUACUUCCUCAAAUCCGAAAAGAACCUCGCCGAGGCACGCGAGAGCUACUACAAAGCACUUCCCAAGCACCUCAAGGACGCGCGCGACCUCGCCCGCGGACUGCGCGAACAAACCAAGCUCGAAAAGAACGAUCCCAGCAAGACCGAGUCCGAGCUGCGCGAGCAACGCUUCAAAAAGGAAAAGGAGUGGAGGAACGCAGAGAUGGGCUUCGACAUCAUCAGACCGAGUGCAGGUGUAGAGUGGGACGAGAAGUUCAGAGGCAGCCUCAGAGUGUUUGAGCUGUCGAGCGAGGUGAGGCAGCAGAUCGACCAUCAGCAGCAGCUGAGGAAGGAAGCGAGCAAGGACAAGGAGCAGAGGUUGCAAGCGGAGGAAAAAGUGUUGAAGGCGGAACAGGCUCAACGACAGAAGGAACUAGAAGCGCAGCCGUUGGAAGAGUUGCCUACAGAUAUCUGA
Messenger RNA from Pseudozyma hubeiensis SY62, 1866 nucleotides. RefSeq lists its product as hypothetical. The record is from RefSeq and is a predicted model, not a curated record. Bases 1 to 1866 code for a protein of 621 amino acids. NCBI's taxonomy places the organism in Eukaryota, Fungi, Basidiomycota, Ustilaginomycetes, Ustilaginales, Ustilaginaceae. The transcript has a single exon.